AUAGAGCUGCGGGCUCCGGGGAUGGGCGGCGCGGCCCCGGGGGCUCUGCGCUGAGCGAUGGGGCUGGAACGGGCUGUGGGGCGGAGAAUGGGGAGCGAUGCCCCUUUCUGAGCCCAUCCCGGAGCUGCGGGGCAUGGAGGGGCUGCUGUGAAGGAAGUACCGGGGCUGGCCGGGGACCAUGGUGCUGCUGCUGCCCCGCUGAUGCUCGCCGGGUGUCGGCUCUGCUGGUGAGGAGCCGGAGGACGGCGACGCGAGGGCCACGGAGGGGGAAAACCCUCGGCUCCGGCUGGGGAACCAUGGGGAGAUGCAAUGGGAGAUGCACGCUGGUCGGAUUCUGCUGCCUGCAGCUGGUGGCAGCGCUGGAGAGGCAGAUCUUUGAUUUCCUGGGCUAUCAAUGGGCCCCCAUCCUGGCUAAUUUCCUACACAUCAUGGCCGUCAUCCUGGGCAUCUUUGGGACCAUCCAGUACAGAUCCAAAUACCUCAUGGUGUACGCGGUGUGGCUGGUGCUGUGGGUCGGCUGGAACGCCUUCAUCAUCUGCUUCUACCUGGAGGUCGGACGCUUGUCACAGGACCGAGACUUCAUCAUGACCUUCAAUACCUCACUGCACCGCUCGUGGUGGAUGGAGAACGGGCCGGGCUGCCUGGUGACACCGGUGCUCAACUCCAACCUGGCACCCGAGGACCAUCACGUCAUCACGGUCAGCGGCUGCCUGCUCGACUACCAGUACAUUGAGGUGGUGAGCAGCGCCACGCAGAUCUUCCUGGCGCUCUUUGGCUUCGUCUAUGCCUGCUACGUCAGCAAAGUGUUCCUGGAGGAAGAAGACAGCUUCGACUUCAUUGGUGGGUUUGACUCCUACGGCUACCAGGCACCACAGAAGACAUCACACCUACAGCUACAGCCACUCUACACGUCUGGGUAACCUGCCCUGGAUCCAGCCCCAGCCCUGUGUGGGAGCCAGAGGCCACAGGACCCCCUGAGAGUGAACUGCCCCACACCCAAUGACACGACCCCCGGCAAUGGGGGGGGACACGAUGCCAAGACAUCCAUCCCUUCCCUGCACCUCGCAAGACCCCCGAGGAUGGAGCCGGGAGCUGCACAUCCAUCCAGCCGGGAAGCCUCCGAGCCCAAACCAGUCACCCACAGCAGGAUGGGGGGGGCUGGAUACAGGUGGAACCCCCUGCACUGUGUCCCCCCCAUCAUGCUCCCAAAGCCUCACCAGGAUGGGACCCGGGGACACACAGGGAUGUGGCAUCAUUCACUGGACACCAUCUGCUUCUGUUUCUCCCAGCCUGGUUUUCCCUUGGAGCAGCAGCAUCCUUCCCGGUGUUCCGGGCAGGAAGGGGCUGGAGCGGGAUCGGAGCAAAUCCCAGCUGGUUUGGAGCACACUGGGAGCAGGGGUUGGGAUGAACAGUGGGGACAGGGACCAGCUUCAUGCUCCAGGGUUGGGACACUUGCCCAAAAACCCAGAUCUGGGAGUUGGGCUGGCCCCAAAAACGGGGGUUUUGCUCCCAGAAGGAAUUUCCAGGCCCCCUGACUGGAUGGAACAGUGUCAGAGGGGUUCGGUCCAGGAUGAUCCCCUUUGCCAUCAAGAGCUGGAUCCGGCUGUCAGCAUCUUGCCUCAAUAGGCCUGGGGACAUGGGGGGGACAUAGAGCACGCUGACCCCCCUGCGAGCCCCCCCAUCCCUCCCACCUUUUUGGGGGGGGGUCUUGCUCAAAGUUGGCAAUACUGACGCUGCUUUGACACAGCCCCUUUCUGGCUGUUUUAACGCAUCUCAUGAAUGUUUUGGGUUGGUUUUCUCCUUUUUAAUCCCUGGGUUUGGUUGAUUUGUAUUAAUUUGAAGUGCCUGAGCAGUGGCUGAACACGACCCCCCCCCCCGGCCGACACCGUGCCUUCAGCAGCGCUCUGCCCACCCCAGGGCACCCUGGGGCCUCGCAACCCCCCCUGGUCCCUCCAUCCCUAUGGGAUCUUGGGGGCAAAUCCACCCCAUCAGGUCUGGCAGCAGAAGCAGGGCGACAUCGGCAUGUGGGAACGGUGAUUUGGGAGGGGGGAACAUCGAGAUCCAUUGGGAAGUGAUUGCUUUGUGAAUGGCUGGGAGGAAAACAAGUGCCAUGAAGCAUCCCAGCUCCUCCCAACCUCUUUGGGGUGGGAUGUGGUGUCUCCUGGCUCUGGCCCCAAGCCCACCCUUGGCAUCUGUAAGCAGUGUGUGUGGGGGGGGUGGAUCCUGCCUCCCAGGGGUUUUUUCCUCCUAUCCAAUGGGUUCUUUGGGGAUAUUUUUUGUGUUUCCCAACAAGCAGCUAGGAAGCACCAACAGCUGAAGCUGCCCAAGCCCAAAUCCCCUUGGAUUUGGCUGCACCCCCCCCCAAGCACUUCCAUCGCCUCCAGCCAAGCUGCGAACUCUACAGGCAAUAAUUUUUCCACCCUUUCCCUUAUUUUGCCCAAGGAAAACAACGAUUUUCAGGCAACAGCUUCCCCCAAAUCCCCAAAACACAUUCCCAGUCCCAAGUGCUGCCCAGCCCUGGCGACACCACCAUCUCCGGGGCUGAUUUUCCUCUCCAGGACCAAGGAUGCUCGCAUUGACCUGCCAUGGGGUGGGAUGCGGGAUGCGAUGGGAUGAGGUGGGAUGGGCAGGGCAGACACCAACCUGCUCAAAACCCUUCUCCAAACCAGCAGGAAGCAGAAGGAAAAGCCUGGGAUCAUCCAGAGGAGCUGCCCUCCCUCCUGGGCUCAGCAGGAGCCAGGCACCGGUGCCGUGACCUUUUGGGUUUCCUUAUUCCCCCUUUUCCGUUGGCUUGUUUUUAUACAGGACUGUAUUUGUAAUGUGAACGAGGAUUUCUUUUCUAUUCUGUAACUAUCAAAGGCGAAGGAAGGUUUCAGCUGAUGCCGUCCUGCUCUGGGGCAUUCCCCUUCCUGCUGCACUUGAAUCGAUUAAAAUCUGGUGGGUUUUUU
Molecule: messenger RNA, 2948 nt
Organism: Melopsittacus undulatus (budgerigar)
Lineage: Eukaryota; Metazoa; Chordata; Aves; Psittaciformes; Psittaculidae
Gene: NKAIN1
Product: sodium/potassium transporting ATPase interacting 1
Exons: 7
Coding region: 297-920 (207 amino acids)
Biological process (GO): regulation of sodium ion transport
Source: RefSeq, a predicted model, not a curated record